Molecule: messenger RNA, 1830 nt
Organism: Diaporthe amygdali
Lineage: Eukaryota; Fungi; Ascomycota; Sordariomycetes; Diaporthales; Diaporthaceae
Exons: 4
Coding region: 1-1830 (609 amino acids)
Source: RefSeq, a predicted model, not a curated record
AUGACCGGAGUACUCGUGAGAAUGCGAGAUGCUGUCAAAAGGGAUGGUCCCUUUGCUUUGAUCGAAAAGUUAUCAUCGAAACCAGAUGGCUUGGAGGAAUGGUUUAAUGAUGUGAACAUCGAAGAGGAUACGUUAGAUGACCCGAUGAUCUGUGCCCCCCGUAAUUUUGCAAAGACUGACAAUCGAAGCGAUUUCAAAUCACUACAUGAGCUUGUAUCUCAAAGUAGGAAAGACAUCGUCGUUCCGAACAGCGACCAUAACCCUCUUCUUGCUAAGUUGGUGGAGGGGGUCGACACUGCUCCGAACACGAGCCGCAAGAUUCAGAAAGAGAACAUUGACUUGCUCGGAAAAUACCUUCAUGACUACAAAGAACUUCAAGAUCGGCAAACAAAACAGAAUAAGCGCAAUCGAGUCGUGCGGACAUUUCAUCGCGUUACCAAAGUCCUCAAUUGCACCACUGAAGAUCAAUCUAAUCCGAAAAACAAUAGACAGCCGCAGGAAAAAGUGGAUGGCCCCUCAAAGGAAAGUCAUAAAGGCAUAAUCCUGAACGUACUGAUUCGUGGCGUGAAUGUGGUUAAACCGUUGGGAUCCGUCGUUGGGGAAUUGACGGGUGGAACGCUCAUUGAGGUUGCGGUCAAUGGAAUCAUGCUGUUCAUCACUGCUUGGGACAGUGCGACAGAGCUGACGGAAGAAAUUCUCGACACGUUCAGUCAAAUCGACGGAUACUACCAGAAAAUGCGAGCAAUGCAUGGUAACCUGAAGUCCGCUGCAAUGCAAAAGGCAAUCAAUAAGCUCUUCGUCUCCAUAGUGGCUUUCAUUGUGUCCGCUGGGUCAUAUCUGAGACACGGCAUGUUCCUUAAGAUGGCCAUGUAUCUUGGCGGCAAGGACGAGGACUUCAAGGGACAUCAGCAGGCGCUCAAGGAGGCAUAUAGUGCGGUCGAACGAGAGAUGGAAUUCGCUGGACUAAUGAUGACUAGGUGGAUCACAAAAAGAAUGCAACUAGUACAUCAAGAAACAGCAGAAAUUUAUGAGAAGAUGAAUCAGCUAGAAAACGCAGUGGUGGCUACGAGCAAAUUUCACGCCGAUUUGCAUAUCCAAAAUCUAUGCGCAGAGCUUUUCAAGUCCCUCUACGAACCUUCUGAGGGGAUGGCGUUCAACGCUAGGGAGCGGGUGUUUCUUUCGCCGCGCGAUCGUUGGCCGCGACAGUUCAAGCCAAAGGCUCUUGAAGGUCCAAGGAACGAUAAUUCUGCAUCAACCUCCUAUCCCUUGAGAUGGAUCUCAGGUCACCUCUCUCGACGCAAUGUAUCCUGGGUUUCCUCACUCUGCGUUGAUCUGAUCCCGCAUUUCAGGAAUUUCAGCAAUUUCGACGUAGCGUACGUCUUCUGUAAGCGCGGCCAGGGAUCACGGUACACCCCCACCAUACUUAUCAAGGCACUGGUGACUCAGCUGUUGUAUGCGCAUCCUAGUAUCGCUAUGAAGAACUUGGGCCGUUUAUCACUAGCUCGAUUCCAAUAUAUCGGCCAAAAGACCACAGUCAAGUCUGGCGCGAUGGCUUGGAACUUACUCGACGACAUGCUACGACUCAUGGACGAAACACCAGAGCUAUCAGAUCGGUCAAUCCUGAUUUUGAUAGACAGGUUGGAUCUCUGUGUAUCAGAGGAAGGCUUCAGUGUUCUUGAUCACCUUAUACCAAGUUUACAAGGCUUGAGCCGUCAGCAUGUCCGAGUGCGCGUUAUGAUUACAACCGCGAAGCUCUCAGCAUCUGCUGUGCCUACUCUACGGAAAGGCCCCGAAUGGCUUCAGGCGUACGGGAAAAGGAAACAUGGCUAG